AGAAAUCUUGAACGAACAAAAACUGUUUUUAGAAACAAUGAAAAUAAUACUUUAGAUAAACUUGAUGUUAAUAUAGCCAGUAAUUUGGUUUCAUAUUUAACGAAAAAUGAUGAUUCUACCUUGACUAAAUCACGAGAAAAUAGAUGGAAAUCAAAUAAAAAGACUGAUAAUAACACAAAAGAUCAUCCACGUGCUGAUAACUCUGCUUUUUUACCGUUACAAAUCGGAUCUUUCGUAAUAGCUAAAUUUGACAAUACAUUUUGUGUUGCUCAAAUCAUUGCCAUGUAUGAACAAAAGUCCUUGAUGCAUUCAUAUACUGAUACUCCUGUUUCAGAUCUCAAAUCUCUUUCUUAUGUAUCUAUGAAAAUUUUCUUUCAUGUUAAUGGUGCAAUUUUUUCAGAGAUUCGGGAUCAUCAUUUUUUAAUUUUUUCUCAUACUAAAGCUUCUCAUAUUAUUCAUCAUUUGGUAUUAAAAGAUGUUAUUAUUAGUGAAGAAGCAUUAAUUCUUAAAGGACAAGCAAAGGAAUAUUUUAAUGCACUCCUUAAAACUAAAUUCAAUAAAAAGCAAAUGCUUAAAGUUAUUAAAGAUGUAAGUAAAGACAAAUUUAUAGCAAUUGUUUCAGAUGCAGAAACUGCAAUGCAAUUAGUUAAAAGGAGAGUAAUAAAUAAGCAUCCACAUAUAAUGACAGUUAGAUAUAAUUUAAAACUUUCAGUUAAAAUACGUUGA
This is a messenger RNA of Rhizophagus irregularis DAOM 181602=DAOM 197198, 726 nucleotides long. Lineage: Eukaryota; Fungi; Glomeromycota; Glomeromycetes; Glomerales; Glomeraceae. The record is from RefSeq and is a predicted model, not a curated record.